AUGUUCGUAUUAUCAAAAUCUGUUACCAUUGUUUCUGCUUUAUUAAUUGUAAUUUACUUGGAAAAUAUUGUCGUUCAAACACAAUCUCUAACUGGAAACGGUAAGUUUGACUUCGGUCCAAAUCAAUUGGCAUCAAAUGUUUGGUAUAAACCAAAAGGACAAUUAAUCAAUGGUCAUUAUGAAAAUAGUUAUUCAAAUUUUAGUUUAUGGCCUAAUUUAGAAUUACAUUUACGAAAUAAUAAUGGUUCAAUACUAAUUCAAGCUUCUGAAAUUGGAUUUAUGAAAAACGAAGCAUUAAUGGCUUUUCGUAAUAGUAAUAUUCCUGUCGUUGCAGUUCUACCUGGUUUUACUCAAUGUUAUGAUGGUAAUGUUUUAGCAUUAUUAGAACUUUAUGGUCAAUCGCCAAAAGAAAAUUUAUUUUGCACAAUAUUUAAUAUUUGUAAUUCAACAGAGAGACAGAAUCCAAAUGGAAAAGGAUGGUUUGUUACUCAAGAUAAUUUUUCGUAUACUCCUGAUUUAUUAAACUUUGAUGAAAGAAUGCCAAAUUUAAUUCCUUAUCUUGAUUAUAAUAAAUUAAUGAAUACAUCGAUAAAUCCUCCGCAGUGGUUAUAUUCGAAUCUUUCUUGGGCAGAUCGAAAAAUGAAAGCACGUAUUGACGUUUGUCCUCAAGCUGGUUCAGAUCGUAUUAAGAAUCUUAUGAAUGAUUAUAUUAAAUAUGUAUCUGUUGUAAAUGAGAAAUUUAAUUCUACAAAAAUUCCUCGAAUACAAAUCAAUUGGAAUGUUAUUGCAGGUUGGGAAUGGAGAGAUGAACAUUGUUUAGAUUUGUUAUAUGAAAAAUUCAAUAAUGCUACCGAUUUUGAUUAUGCGUAUCGUUAUGUUACUAAUCCUUGCCAUCAGGAUGUUCAACAUUUGAACGAUUUAAGUGAACUACUUUGUUCAGUAGGAAGCUGUCCUGAAGUUGUUUUUAUGGAUAUCGAUCUAACUUAUAUUACAUCAUAUUCAUUAGAAGUUCUUCAUAUGAAUAAACAAAUUUUAAAAACAUUGAAUAUUCCAUUUGGCAUUAGUUUAGUUGAUCAAUGCGCAGAAAUCGACAAUUGCAUUGUAGAAAUUGUUUCAUCGGAGAAUCCAAAAGUUAUUUUAAAUCUUGAUGCUAAAUCCAAAUAUCCUAAUUUGAAUCGAAAUCAAAUGCAAGAAUUUAGUUUACUAAAUGUUUUAAAUUUCUUAAUCAAUCAAAGUAUCGUUGAUGAUGAUACACAUAUUGCAAUUACAAGUUGGACUACAUGGCCUAUUGAAAUCGGCCAAGAAAUAGUUGAAUCAAAAUCAGGCUCUAUGGCACAUACUGCAAAUCAAAUUUUUGAGAAAAUAUUAAUUCCUAAUUCAUUUGCAAGAUAG
Messenger RNA from Rotaria socialis, 1392 nucleotides. The record is from the annotation of a GenBank genome assembly. NCBI's taxonomy places the organism in Eukaryota, Metazoa, Rotifera, Eurotatoria, Philodinida, Philodinidae.